Blepharisma stoltei is the source of this 1659-nucleotide messenger RNA. The record is from the annotation of a GenBank genome assembly. NCBI's taxonomy places the organism in Eukaryota, Ciliophora, Heterotrichea, Heterotrichida, Blepharismidae.
AUGGGCUGCAAUGCAAGUCAGGCUGACAAAGUUGUGCCAAAAACUCAGCCAGGAGAUACAACAAUAUUCACAAUCCCUCGCCCUUUAGCCACAUAUGAUAAUCCCCUGCAAAAUCCAUCGCUUGCAGAACUAUUAAUUAACAAUAGUUUAUCAACGAUACAGUCUGUUGAUGAAUCAAGAUUUAAUUUAAACAACAAAAAUAUCAAUUUUGCAAUUGUAUCUGAAAAAUCAAGCAUUAUUGGCAUAGCUCCAAUUAGAAAAAUACUUAAUUUAAUCACAAUAGACACGCAGACAGCGCACUACCCAAGAAAUAUUGCAAUUAAUUUAUAUCAUAAUUUUAAUAUCCAGCCUACAAAAAGACAAGCUACAUUAGCAAAUGAGGAAACUCAAACUUUCCUUACUGCUGGAACACAAGAUGCUGAGAUGCAAACAAUGGACUGUAAAGACUGUUGCUUAAUAAUACAAACAAGCGGAAGUUUCACUAUAAAUGGAGAUACUUUUAAAAACAAAAGAUCAAAAAGCAAGAAAAAAAACAGAAAAAUUGAGGAAAUAUAUGAAGAACAAACAAUAGAAACUUUGGGGAAAAAAAGAAAAGAUUUGCAGGAGAUGAGAGAUAAAUCAGAAGACGAGGAAAUUAAUGGAGAAAUCGAUAUAAAUUUGCAAGAGGCUUCUGAAAGCGAAGACCACCUAUUUAAACAAGGGAUUCAGAAUUCAAAUAAAUAUGGACUGGAAAGUUAUAAAGAAUUAGAUAGUUUUCAGUCAAAAAAUGAGCCGACGUGCCAAGAGGAAAAAAUUGAAAUGCAAAAAAAGAUCAGUGAACUUGAAGCAAAAAUAAGAGAGCUAGAGCAAAAAAAUAAGGAUCUUGAAAUCCAUAACAGCCAGGAAGAAACAGUCCCUAUAAUUCAAGCACGGCCAAAAAAGACUGAGACCAGUAAAUUCGUGAAGACCCUUAAAAAAGCUCACAGACAUACAAAAAGUGAUAUCGGAACUCUCAUAAUGAAUAGAGCUAAAAAAGAAACACCCAACUUUAAAUAUCCAGAAAUCCUUGUAUCUAAUGACAAUUCUAUAAUAGAAAUAAAGCCAGACUUUGAGUUCAAUCGGAAUUUAGACUUUGAUAGCCUUAUUGAUGCUAAUAAUAAAGACUUAUUAAGCCCAGAAUCAGCAUUCGAAACUCCUUCAAAGCUAUCUCACAGCAAAAGACAUUCAAUAAGUGAUGCUUUUACAGCAGACGAUUUUAAAAGCACUGAUUUCUAUGAUGAAUUUAUCAAUAAUAACCCCAAAUAUAAAAGAGAUCUCCAUAUAUUGACCCCACAACCGACUUCAAGAAGCAGAAUUAAUUCUUCUAUACAGACCCCUGUUGGAAGCUCAGAUGGAACUUUAAUAAAAACUUCGAAGUCGAAUGGCCAUCACUUUGUGUUUAGUGGCAAAGCAAGCCCAAGCAACAUUUCUUAUUCAAGCAAAAAGCGCUUUGAUUUUAAAUUUUUCACCCCAAAAGCGGUUGACCAACCACAAAAUUCUAAAUUAAAAUACGAUCUUCUAGACUCUGAAAGAAAAAGGCACAUAAUGGCUUUAAAAAUUUAUCAAAAAAACCAAACUGCUCCUAAAGACAACUUGAGUAAACUUAUUGAUGAAAUUAUCGACGAGCAUAUUAGCUCUUAA